CUCGUGAAAAGCUGUGACAAUGGCGCCCCGUACGAACCCUCCUAUUGUGGUCCAGUCCAGUCUAUUUAUAAAGAGCAGACGCGGUGCAAGAGGUCAGUCAACGCGAGGUGACGCCAACUCAGGAACAAAAGGAGAAUGCCAGCGGUCCACCACGAGCACUGCGAAAAGUGUUACGCCGUCCACUGCCAGGCGCCGCCGCAGCUCUCCAAUGGCUGCGUGGUCGUCCGAUGCCCCAAUGACUGCGGCGCCUCCAUGCACGCUUGCAAGGAAGAUGAGCACCACCUCCUGUGCCCGAAUGAAACGGUGACCUGCAUCAAUGCCGACUACGGUUGCCCGCUGAGCAUGCCGCGCCAUCGGCGGGCCCACCACUUGGAGGCGUGCCCCGCCAGCGUGGUCAGCUGCUCACAGGAGUGGAACCGCUGGCCCGUUUCUGACAACGACCUGACUUUCUACAGGAACGUGUCCCAACAAAGCGAGCGCAGCCUCGAUGUCGCCUUGGCGCUGAGGGAUCAAGAGCUGCUCUUUAGGUCUAUCAAGAUGAAGACGAUUUUCCCCGAAUUGACAUUGACAGAUCCAGAGGAAUUAGAUGUUGGGGUCGCAAGUGGAGAUUCAUGUUUAGCCUCCGGUGGAUGUACACAAAAUGGCUGCAUGAGGGUAGAGGAAGAGGAAGCAAGUGAUGUGGUAAGGGAUGUGUUAGACAUGGAAAGUCUUCAGAACUACAGCUCCUGGGAGAAAAUAUUCAAGAAGGAGAUGGGUGGUUGCGAGCAGACCAGCAAGAAUGUCACCAAAAAAACAGAGAGCGGAAUGAAAAUCGAUCCAAGUGGGGCAAGUUCCUCAUGCGGGAACGGGGUAUCUGGCCUGGCGCCGUGGCAGGACGGUGUCCUGGAGAGGUUAGGCAAGGAGGCCAACAUUACCGAGUACAACAUGUACCUGGUGCACAACGGAGCCAUGCUCAUCAACUUCGGACAGCUCGCCGCCUGCACCCCGAGAGAAAAGGACUUCGUUUACGGAAGCCUGGAACCCAUCGAGGUGAAGUCCGUCCGCUCAUUCAACAUUCCCAGCAGCUAUCGGGCUAAGCGCUACCACCUGAAAGACCCCAGUCGCAAGAUUAAGGUUGCGCACCAGAGCGUGGACACGGUGGACCUCAACGCUUCUGCGGAGGAGCUCCCGAAGUGCGAUGAGGUGGGCGCCACACUGCUGUACUGUCUGGAGAAAGAAUUCAAAGGCCAUCUCAUUUCGGAGAGUACCGGCACAGACGGGCUGUACGUCAACGUUGGGACACAAACGUACGACUUUGAUUCUGCGCCAUUCGCGGCUGAGGCGUCGCUCGCCGACGUCGUUGCCAGCAAACCGCAAUUUCUGCACGUCCGCACCGACGUCGAAUCAGUCACUCGGCGACACAAUAAGACAAGCUCGUCCUUCAGCUACAAGUGCGGCCUCUUCUUCCGCCGCGAUGAAUACCCCUCGCACUUCAGAAACGUCCAUUCCGACAUCCAAGCCGGCCUCAGUGGCUGGUUCUUGCAACGUUGCCCCCUGGCAUACCUUGGCUGCACUUUCACACAAACUAGAAUUCACCCAGACGGUCAAGCAGCCGAGGUCAAAUACCACAACGUUGUCGACAAGCUGGUCAUUCGGCCAGAUGUCCCCUGGGAGCUUCUUCAAGAUGUCAAAGCCCCACGUUACCCGGAUCCUCUGAGCAGACUGCCCCUGGAGAUCCUCCAGCACGUCGCCAGAUACCUGGACACAUUCACCUUGUCGCAGUUGGCGCAGGUGUCGUGUCGCAUGAGGGAAGUGUGCGCCACUUUGUUACAAGCCCGAGGGAUGGUGUCCCUCAAGUGGGAGAAGAAGACAUACUCCCAUGGGGGGAGCGGCUGGAAGAGUCGUAAGAAAGUUUGGGAGUUCAGCUCACUGUUUUGCCCAGUGGAGCGAUGGCGCUUCACCGACUCGCCCUCCAUGGCGGACCACCUCCGAACGUGCCCCUUCUACUUGAGAGACGACCACACCGAGCCUGUGGCAUUGAGGGGCCUGCGGGAUGUUAGCAAAGAGGCUAGACAAUAGAUAUACUAUGAACUGUACUGCAAUUCCCCAGAUACAUAUGGUUAACUUAUCUAAUUUAGAGGUCCUCAACCAGCAGGCUGCUGACCGGUACCAGUCCGUAGACCAUUUUGUACCGGGCUGCAAAGAAUGAAUA
Messenger RNA from Syngnathoides biaculeatus (alligator pipefish), 2191 nucleotides. Its product is annotated as F-box only protein 40. The coding region runs from base 136 to 2058 and encodes 640 amino acids. Gene Ontology annotation, molecular function: zinc ion binding; ubiquitin protein ligase activity; protein binding. Lineage: Eukaryota; Metazoa; Chordata; Actinopteri; Syngnathiformes; Syngnathidae. The record is from RefSeq and is a predicted model, not a curated record. The transcript is spliced from 3 exons. Gene Ontology annotation, cellular component: cytoplasm.